Messenger RNA from Hydractinia symbiolongicarpus, 2595 nucleotides. RefSeq lists its product as uncharacterized. The transcript is spliced from 2 exons. NCBI's taxonomy places the organism in Eukaryota, Metazoa, Cnidaria, Hydrozoa, Anthoathecata, Hydractiniidae. The coding region runs from base 245 to 2368 and encodes 707 amino acids. The record is from RefSeq and is a predicted model, not a curated record.
AAGUGCUAUCCAUAGGCUGACGUACACCUUCCUAGCGCGAAUGUUGUUGCUGUGUAACGGAGUGGAUUGCGUAGCUUUUAAAGAUAUAUCAGAAACAAAUAUUCCGCGUCUCACGUUAUUUAAGAACAGCUAUUACGUGCAGGGAGCUAAAGAAGAGAGAUGAAUCUACUAUCUAAUCCGCUAACAACAAAAUCACAAGCUACAACCCAACGUCGCAUAUACCGUCCCAAGAUUACAUGACACUAUGUCUGCAGUAGCUAUGAGCGUACCUUCAAUGGUUGAUACAUUUCAUGACAGAGGUCCAACGAUGUUAUCCGAUCGCCCUUCUAUGUUAUCCGAUAACCCAUCCAUGUUAUCCGAUAGUCCGUCAAUGCUAUCCAGUGCUCCUUCUAUGAUUGAGAGUAGGGGAUCUUACACGGAUCGACCAAGUAUGAUAGCUGAGGAUAACAAUAAACCAGAAAGUGAUGAGGACAGUCUUGUUAGCCCAGACGAUUUAGUUAAUCAUUCGCAAAAGCAAGUCACCUCAAGUAAACGAGGUAAAAGAAAGAAGUAUCAAAAAUAUACACCAGAGGAUCGUUUCGCUAUUGGCAAAUACUGCUUUGAGCAUGGACCUGCAGCUGCUCGUAAAGCAUUUCAAGAGCGAUACCCUGAAAUGAGCGAAAGUGUAACGAGAGGUUUUCGAGAUAAGUAUAAAAUGAUCAUUGGAGAAUCAGCGGUUUACGAGUUUGAGCAAAGAAGACGAAGAGAAUUAAACAAAAGAACUGCUCCGUUGCCAAGAGGAAGACCAAGAAAAUACAAGCCAGUUGAAUUUGAUGAUGAUUUGCCUGCUACUAUGGUACCAAGGAGCAUCACUCCUCCGACACCAAUACUUCCUCGACCCACAAUGUCGCCUCUGCUAAUUGUGGCGAAAAACACAACGCCACCUCCACUGAUUGCUCCAAAACAGACUGUGACCUCGCCGUUACUAGUUACGCGAAAUUCGACACCUCCCUUACUGGUUACGCGAAAUCCGACGUCUCCGUUACCAGUUACGAGAAAUCCGAGUCCACCUUUAUCAAUGACCACAAGAAAAUUGAGUCCUGUUGUGGCUGCUAAGGAAACAAAGAAUACAGAGGCCCAGAACGAGGCAGAAAAGUUCUUGAAAGUUAGAAGUUACUCAACGAAGGAUAUUACACGGAUAGGAAAAAUGUGUGCUGAAGAUGGAAUUCAUGCUACUCGUUUGCAAUUAGAAGUCGAGUUCCCAGAACUAACGGACGAUCUGAUUUUAAAGUUUCAUAAGAAAUAUUUAGAGAGCGAAGGUGUGCUAACACAGCCGCAGGUGUUUAUCUUGGAGGGCGGAGAUUCCGUUUCGACUACCUUGAAAACCAUGGCAACAGCUACAAGUAUAACAACGCAAUCCGACAUGCGACAGAGAUAUGACAAUAUAGUUCAGUCGUCGUUUCAGCCGACAGAAUCACGUGCCGUACACUCAAUAAGCAGAGACUAUGCACUUGUGAGAGAACGUUCAUUCGAUGAACAACGUGUAAUCUCAAUGCCAGCUGCAGCAACAAGAGAAAAUGGUUUUCGCUCACCUCAACCUGUGCACACUUUAUCGCGCCCGGUGUCGUCAGUUGGGUCUGGAGCGAGAAUAACAGGACACGCUUCUCCUAUUAUCCAUUACCCAAAAGUACAUAGCGAAGUUGAAUAUCAUUACCAUGGCAUACAUGAGACUAGAGGAAUUAAACGUGAAUACAGCUCUGCGAUGGAGACUGAUAGCUACGGCGGAGGAGGUUAUCCGUACGACAGGCAUGCUUACGAUCGAAGAUCGACUGAGAUGAGCAACGGUGUCAACGAUAUUGUUAAUAAUGAAACUGCUAGUGCGCGUGCUAAGCGGUUUAAAUAUCAGAAAUACACGCCAGAAGAUCGAUAUAAUAUCGGUAAGUUAUGUAACGAUAUUGGUCUUGGCGCGACUGUGAAAGUUUACAGGGAGCAAUUCCCAAGACUGAACGAAAGCGUAGUCAGAACGUUUCGAAAUAAGUAUCGUGAGUUACUUCAAAAAGGAAAUGGUACCCCAACAGCGGAAGCCAUUGAAAGAAAACCCAGCCGGCGCUCCAUAUCGGGACUCAUUGAAAACGAGGUUGUUUCGCAGUUGCGCCAGUUUAAAAUUUCCCAAAUCGAGUUGUCACCAAAUUUAGUAAUUGCUGUGAGUGAGAAUGUUAUCGCUUCGAAAGAUCCACGAGAAAGCGCGGGGAUGAAGGCUAUGAUCAAUAAAGAAUGGGCAAAUUCGUUGCUAUGGAAACACAAACUUAUCGAGAAACCUGCGAUUAACACGAACAAUGUCUGUUGUGAAAGAUGCAAGUGUGUUUUAGUCUGUCCGAAAUGUAAUUAAGCGAGGCAAACUAAUCGAGCAAUCAUUAAUGAUAUUGCAGAAACAUUUUGAGGCUGAGAGAGAGAGAUAGAUUUUGAAAUCAAUUUUAUAUAGCUUUUACUUACUUUUUCACCAAAUUGACUUUGUAUAUAUUUUUUGGGAUAAACCUAUUUAUUUUUUCGUUUGUACUAUAUUUUGUUUUUUAUUAUUGUAUAAUCGAAACUAAACGUAAGCGAGAUUUUAAAUUG